Messenger RNA from Anopheles cruzii, 3338 nucleotides. It is a transcript of the gene Letm1, whose product is annotated as mitochondrial proton/calcium exchanger protein. The transcript has 6 exons. The record is from RefSeq and is a predicted model, not a curated record. Lineage: Eukaryota; Metazoa; Arthropoda; Insecta; Diptera; Culicidae. The coding region runs from base 359 to 3061 and encodes 900 amino acids. Gene Ontology annotation, molecular function: calcium ion binding; ribosome binding. Gene Ontology annotation, cellular component: mitochondrial inner membrane. Gene Ontology annotation, biological process: intracellular monoatomic cation homeostasis.
CGUCGUCGGUGCGUGAUUUUUCGGGUUGUUUGGAGAUGGAAAUUUUUCCCCGUUCGACGGUCAUCGCAAAUAAAGUUUUAUUAUCACGUUUCGCUGGUUUCCGGCAAAAGCAGAUCCGGUAAAAGUUCAACCAUUUUCGGACGAGCGAGUGCAAGCUAAACAGCCAUAGGUGUGUCUGUGCGCCACUUGCGACCAAAAUUCCCCGUACCAAUAGCGGAGUCCCCGAUUCGAACCUUUCGGCGUUGCGGCUUCGAAGUUGCUAACCAGUGCCACCAGUGAAGCAGCAUUUUCCUCUUGCCAACCCUUCAGCUCGACCAACAAUCGCUAACGUUUUCGAGGAUCUUCUAAGACCGCAACCAUGAGCGCAUUGCUCCGAUCCCGGAGUCAGCUGUUCGGGAUGAACCACUACUGCCGGAACGUGCACCCUCACGCUCGGAUUCGGUUCGCCAGCUUUCGCACGAAACAGCCAAUCGGCCUCAUAAGUGCACAGUACGAUGGGGUGUUUUUGUCGCACGGUGCUCUCGGAGGCAGUAACAGCAAUGGCAGAGGCACUGGCAGUCAGCGAGCGGCCGGUUUGACUACCUUUGUGCCCCUACUCGAUGCCUUCGGAUACGCCGGCAGUCCGGCCGGCAUUCGUUGCAUUUCCACCACCAGCUGGCUGUUAGAGCAACCUUCCUCCAAGGUCGAGGUCACGGUACAAACACUGAAAAAGACACAGAAAGAGAAGGAGAAAGAACAGCAGCAGCAGCAGCAGACACAUCCUGCCACAGCCACCACAAGUGCAAGCAAUGCUGUGGCCGGUACCGAUGGCGGGCAACUCUCGGUUGCGGAUAAAAGUGGUGCCCCGCAAGCGACCACUGCCCAAGGAGCGGCCGUGGUAGCCACGGCUCCGGUCGUAAAGAAAACCCUGCAGCAACGGAUCUGGGCUGAGAUGGUCCACUACUACCACGGUUUCCGGUUGCUGUUCAUCGACAUCAACAUCAGCCGGAAGCUGUUGUGGCGGGUGCUGAACGGAAGGACGUUGACACGGCGCGAACACCGGCUGCUCAUCCGGACCACGUCCGAUCUGUUCCGGCUCUUACCGUUCUCGGUGUUCAUUAUCGUGCCGUUCAUGGAGCUGCUGCUGCCGGUGGCCAUCAAGCUGUUCCCUGGGAUGCUGCCGUCCACCUUCCAGACGGCCACCGAGCGCGAAGACAAGAUCAAGCAGAACCUCAAGGUGAAGCUGGAAAUGGCCAAGUUCUUACAGAAAACGCUCGACGACAUGUCCGUCCAGAACAAGGAGCACCGGUCGCAGGCGGCCAAAGAUUUUAGCGAGUUCUUCUCCCGCGUCCGCACAUCGGAAACGUUCACGAUCUCGAACGAGGAGAUGCUCAAGUUCUCCAAACUGUUCGAGGACGAAAUCACGCUCGAUUCGCUAACCCGCCAGCAGCUGCAGGCCCUGUGCAGGGUGCUGGAGGUGUCCCCGAUCGGCACGUCCAACCUGUUGCGCUUUCAGCUGCGGCUCAAGCUGCGCAAUCUGGCCGCAGACGAUCGGACCAUCCAGAAGGAGGGCAUUGAGUCGCUGAACCUGUCGGAGCUGCAGGGCGCUUGCCGGGCGCGCGGAAUGCGCGCCUACGGUGCGUCCGAGGAGCGGCUCAAGUCGCAGCUGCAGGAGUGGAUCAAUCUCAGCCUGAACGAGAAGGUGCCACCGUCGCUGCUGCUGCUGUCGCGCGCCCUCAUGCUGCCGGAGCACACAACCACGGGCGACAAGCUGAAGGCCACCAUUUCGUCACUGCCCGACUCGGUCGCCACCGUUACAAAGGCGGCGAUCGGUGAGCGGGAGGGUAAGAUCGACAACAAGACCAAGAUCGAGGUCAUCAAGGAGGAGGAACGCCGGAUCCGGGAAGAGCGCGAGGAGGAGAAGGAGAAGCAGAAGGAGAGCGAGCAGCAGCUGGUCGACGGUGCUCCGGUGCUGACAGCGGACGCUGUAAAGGACGAAACGCCGAGCGUCGCCGAUGUGCCGAAACCGGUCGCAGAUAUCAUCUUUGCCCCGGCACCGGCGCAGAAGGUCGUGCUCGAUCAGUUGCCACCACAGCCGCACACGGAGGAGCUUUCAAGCAAGGAUCUGGAAGCGCUGGAGGAUGCCCUGGACUCGCUGGCUAAGCACAAGAAAACGCUGCUCGUGGAGAAGGAGGAAAUACGGGACCUGAAGGAAGAGAUUGCCGACUACCAGGAGGAUGUGCAGGAGCUGCAAGAGGUUGUGACGGCCGCCAAGAAUCCGGAAGAAGUGCAGGUACGAGAGUCGCGCGCGGCCAAGAUGCUCUUCCGGAAGGUGAACUCGAUGAUCAACAAAAUGGACACGGUGCUGACGGAUCUCGAGCGCCAGGAACAGAAGCUGAAGGAGCAGGUGCGGGUGCAGGUGGAACAGACCGCCGAUGUACAGGCACCACCGGCGGCGGCCAGCGAAGAGCUGGUGCGGAUAGACGAGCUGAUGUCCGCCAUCAAGAAGAUCAAAAACGUGACGGACGAUUCGAGGUUGGAUCAAAUUUCCAAGAUCCUUGGCAAAAUCGAUGGCGAUCAGGAUGGACAGAUCAAGGUGGAGGAUGUGCUAAAGGUGAUCGAAACGAUAGGCAAGGAAAACGUUAAGCUGAGCUCGAAACAGGUGGACGAGCUGAUUGACCUGCUGGACAAGGAGGAGGUGCUUGAGGCGGAGGACAAAAUCGAAAAGGCGCUCACCAAGAGCCUGGAAGCCAAAGAGAAGCUGCAGGAGCAGAAGGACAAGGAAAAGGAGAAGCUGCUGGAGCUGACGGACAAGGCGACGGAUUUGAGCUCUCUAGCUCCCUCUUCGAAUCAGCAAUCGAACGAGGACGUCACGACCGUCAUCGACGCGGACGCACUUCAGAAAGUGGUGGAAGAGCGGAAGAAGAACGCCAGUAUUAAUGGACCAGCAGCAACGAACGAAGUAGCAGCAGCAGCGACGACGGCGUCGACAGGCGGCCCAGUGAACGUGCCGCCACCAUCACCAGCGACAGUCCGAACCGAUACCGGCGGGACCAGUAGCCCAAAGAACAAAAUGAUUUAAAUUCCGUAACUGCCUACUUUCUGUCUGUCUCCUUGUGUCUCCAGCUUCCCAUCGUCCUCGCUCCCGUCCUGACCGUUCGUAGUCUUCUUCAUUCCAUUUUCCUUGCAGAAUGCGUUUUAUUAUGUUUCUGAAAUUGGCCCUUUCGCUGGCGCUGAACUGGGCGGCACGUCCUGAGCAAGAACACGAACGGUGUUGCCGGGAUUGUUCCCAAAUUUGAGCGAGUUGCUCGCUUCAAUAUGAUAAAUUCUGUAACUUAAAAUUAGCCACCGUGUUCCCG